UGAAAUCAGCCCAUGUUCGCCGCAGCAUCCCAUUUUCGCAGCAUUUGGCGGGGGGUGGGUGUCGAUCCCGGCUUGGCAGUGCUGGUAUGGUAUCACAUGGCAGACGAUCGAGGGGUCGAAACCACGGUGCUGCGUUUUGUUCUGGGCGCGGGAAGGUUGUGGAGUUUUUUCCAUCUCGACAGGAGAGUUUGGGCUGUGCCAUCUAUGAAUGGUGCACUGUGCAUGGCGCGGGCUGUGCGGUGCAGUCCACCGGGCGCUCCCUGUGUGGUGCAAGCGCGCGAGGCGCCCACGGGAGGGCACCGCGCGACAACGUGGAAGACGCCGGCCAUCGCACAGAGGGCGACCCCGAGGCGCUCACCGGCGGCCACCUCGCGCAACUCCAGAAGAGCGGGCCAGUUAUGUCACAAGCAGUCUGGACUCCUCUAUAUCACUGUUUGGGGAAUGUGUUCAUGCCGAUGGGGUCAUUCCCGAUCUAGUCUUGAUGCUGUCCAGGCACGGUGUUGUGGUGGUGCCCCAAUCGUGUCCCGAUCGGUUUUCCAUGGUGUACCGUACGUGUUUGUUUCGUGCGUCGAGUGAUGAUCAAUGGUGGCCUGCUGGUAUGCCGAUGGUGUCCGGACUGAUUCUCGAAGGUACCCCUGGAGGUGUUCCGCUUGAGAUGUAUCAUGGUUUCCCCCCGAUGCUGCGCCCGCUACGUUUCCAUCCGUUCUCAGUCGUUCCAGCGCUCUGCGGGGAGGCGCGGAGUCGGGGGACGGCCGGACGUGGCGCAGCGAGCGCGCAGGCGCGGCACCGCCCUGGAGAACAAUCACCGUGGGGCCACGCUCGAGAACUCGGAGUACCUGGCCUCCAAGGAGAAUGUUCAGCCAGUCGAGCUGGAGUCGUUGAAGCGAGUCUUCAAGCAUCUUGCGACCAGGACUGACGAGAAGCUCACUUGGCAGUCCAUUCAUGAGGCGUUAAUAAAGCUGCAGCACAAGACGCCCCGUGAGCAGAUCGAACUCUGGAUUUGGGAGGUCGACGACGAUUUAGACAAUAUGGUUGGUUGGGACGAAUUCCUUACCAUGUAUCAGCGCUGCACGGCUGACAACACAGGACUCGAGCCUCGAAACCUCUUCAACUUGGUACAGUUUCUGAUGUACGACAAGGAGUUCACUGGCAAGAUAAGCGUUGAGCAUACCCUGCAGAUCCUCUACGUUCGCCACGGACGUCAGAAUCUCGACGAUGAGAUUCAGCAAAUCUUCGGAGACAAGCAGAAGAGCCAGGAUGGACAAGAAGUGACAAUUAGUUUUUCGGAGUUUCUUGCCAGGGCAAACGAUCGCCUCAGGACGUUGCGACGGGCGAAGAAGGAGGUCACCAAGGUCGUCAUCUCCACAAGGCGGCGGUAAAAGAUGAGGCGGGGUGGCACCGUAGCCGCUAGGCCCUGAGAGGUUCCGCUCGGUUCAAAGUCUCACUUUACCCUUUCUGCCGUAGGCCCGGUCCGGCUGUGACCGUCGCUUUUGUCGUCAACGGACCGCUGCCUUUUCUUAAAUCGUGGAGAGGGUAGCCGCGUGCCGUCAA
Prorocentrum cordatum is the source of this 1551-nucleotide messenger RNA. Lineage: Eukaryota; Dinophyceae; Prorocentrales; Prorocentraceae. The record is from the annotation of a GenBank genome assembly.